UGCCGUAAAACCGGAAGAAAGUGGGAGGAGAAGAAGAGGGGAUUUGUCAACGCUUCUGUAACAUCUGCUGGCGGGAAACUUAGGUGCUGAAACGCAGCCAACGAAACAUAGCAUAGUUAAGUGUUACAAUGUCCCGCAUUGUUAACGGUAUUGUGGCGGUGUGUCCCGACCUGGGUAUUGGGAAGAAUGGAAACCUGCCCUGGCAUCCUGUUAGACUCAAUAACGAAUUCAAACAUUUCCGAAAGAUGACAGCGACUUCAUCUGCGAAAGGCAAGCAGAAUGUGGUGAUCAUGGGUAGGAAGACAUGGUUUUCCAUUCCAGAGAAGAACAGACCUUUGAACAACAGGAUCAACAUCGUCCUCAGCAGGGAGUACAAAGAGCCCCCUGCAGGAGCACACCACCUAGUGGGAGACUUCAGCUCAGCUCUUAGGCUCAUCGACACAGAGCUGGCAGACCAGGCUGACCAGGUCUGGGUUAUAGGGGGCAGCUCUCUCUACAAGGAGUUGAUGGAGAUCCCGGGGACCAGGAGACUUUUCGUCACACGAAUCAUGAAGCAGUUUGAGUGUGACACGUUCUUCCCUGAAAUCAGUCCAGACAAAUAUUGUCUACUGCCAGAGUUUCCAGAAGUGCCACAAGAGCUGCAGGAAGAGAGUGGUAUCCAGUAUAGAUUUGAAGUCUAUGAGAGCAUAGAGCAAUAAAGAGGGGAAAGAAAGAGAAAAACAAUUGUGAUUUUCUAAAUGGGCAACAGAACAAUGUAAAUGCUGUACUUUUAUUUUUUUUUAAUGUUAUUUGUACAGCUGGGUGGUGUUAUACCAGGUUGUAGUUGUUUUCUCUGACUUGAAAUAAACACUGAUUUCUGUUA
This is a messenger RNA of Xiphias gladius (swordfish), 862 nucleotides long. RefSeq names its product dihydrofolate reductase (gene dhfr). The record is from RefSeq and is a predicted model, not a curated record. The coding region runs from base 129 to 698 and encodes 189 amino acids. The transcript has 6 exons. Lineage: Eukaryota; Metazoa; Chordata; Actinopteri; Istiophoriformes; Xiphiidae. Gene Ontology annotation, cellular component: mitochondrion. Gene Ontology annotation, molecular function: dihydrofolate reductase activity; NADP binding. Gene Ontology annotation, biological process: dihydrofolate metabolic process; folic acid metabolic process; glycine biosynthetic process.